Photinus pyralis (common eastern firefly) is the source of this 987-nucleotide messenger RNA. Its product is annotated as zinc finger MYM-type protein 1-like. The transcript has a single exon. Lineage: Eukaryota; Metazoa; Arthropoda; Insecta; Coleoptera; Lampyridae. The record is from RefSeq and is a predicted model, not a curated record. The coding region runs from base 1 to 987 and encodes 328 amino acids.
AUGCGGGCGGAAACUGUAGUAAUUUGUCUGUUGGAAACUCCUUUUUCACGACGAAGUGAUAUUAAUAAACAGCAAAUAAUUACCGAUGGUCGACCAACACCCCUACUAACCGUUUUGCAAGAAGAAAGUCGUACUAAGAAAACGCGUACUUUUCAACUUUCCUGGUAUAACAGUCACAAAUGGUUAUGUGGAAGUAUAUUUAAGCAACGUUUAUUUUGCUGGCCUUGCUUGUUGUUAGGAACAACAAAAAAUGUGUGGUCGAACGAUGGUUAUAUUGAUUUUAAAAAUAUAUCUCGUAGCGCAAAGAUGCAUCUUAUAUCUAAGGACCAUAUAAAAAAUUCUAUAAACUUAAAACGUUUACAAAAUAACACUGCAACUAUUUUAGAUGCUUUACAAGAAGGUGCUUCGCUUUCUAAAGUUUUAUAUAAUGAGGACGUUAGAUUAAAUCGACUCUUGAUGACCAAUUUGAUAGAUGUUACCCUAUUACUAGGUAAACAAGAGUUAGCAUUCCGAGGGCACGAUGAAACGUCCACAUCGUUGAAUCGUGGAAAUUUUCGGGAGUUUUUUACAGUGUUAAUAAAACGAAAUGAAGAAUUGACCAAACAACUUGAAAAACAUGCACAUGUAUUUUGUGGCCAAUCCAAAACAAUACAAAACGAGCUUAUUUAUUGUGUUAGUGAUUAUACUUUAGAAUAUGUAAAAAAUGAACUAAAAGAUGUGAACUUUAUUGGUUUGAUAGUCGAUGAUACCACUGAUAUUGUCGAAAAGUCUCAGUGCGCCAUAACAAUACGAUAUGUAAGAAAAAAUGGUGAUUUGUGUGAGAGAUUUUUAGGGUUUCACGACGUAAGUAACGACCGUUCUGCAAAUGCUUUGUUUGAACUUGUGACUAGUGUUUUAGAGCCUUAUGACUACAAGGAUAAACUUAUAGCACAAAGCUAUGAUGGUGCUAGCGUAAUGGCAGGAGAGAUAAACGGACUUAAAAGCUAA